AAUUAACCAGAAACUAGAAGAAGUAAACAUACUGUGCUGUGACGUCAAACUACCACAGAUAUUGUUGGUCUGGGAAUUGUGGCACAAAAUUGUGAGCCCCUUGACAUAGUUGGCAGUUGGACCAUUUUUCAUACUAGUUGUAGAGGAUCUACAUUUCAAGAUGGCAAACCAGAAUCUUGAGAAUCAGCCCCUUACUGAAGACAACGGGAACGAAGUUCCUCUCCCGACUCGCCGAGAACGUAUCCCUCUCCAGAGGCUUCACAUCGAACAGCGUCAGUCGGACAGUUCGUACGCCACGUCUGACCUGGGAAGACAGAGCAGCAUCAGUCCCACAAGCAGAAAUCUGGAGCUAUGUGUAUACUCUAUGGACAAGUGUGGCCUUCAGUUUUGCCUGGAUAAUGGCAAACACACCACAGCUGGGGAGCUGAGUAAGCUGGUUCAAGGCAACCUGGAUCUCCCCCAGCAGGCUUCGGAGGUCUUCUGUCUGUGGCUUACCUCACCACUGCUGCAGCUGCAGUUGAAGCCCCAUCACAAGCCGUACAAACUGUGCAAACAGUGGUAUCAGCUUCUCACCAAGUUCACAGGUGCUAAACAAGAGGACAUCGAGAAAGAGGAGCCAAUCCUGUGCUACCAGAGAAACUGCUUCCUGUCAGUGAAAGAGGAAAAGAGGAUAACAGAUACUGCCAUCCUCCAUCGCUUGUUUGAUGAGGCAAAGUACAACAUUCUGGAGGGACGCUACCCUGUACCAGAGAACGACGUCUACUAUUUUGGAGCUCUCCUGUCCUUUAUUGAACAUGGCAAGUUUGACCCAAACAUCCAUCAACCAGGUUUCUUCAAGGACAAGAUAUCAGACUUCCUUCCUGGCCACAUGUGUAAGAACCGCUGGUCCUUCCCUGGACGUUCCCCACGCGCCAUGAACGAGCAGAAGCUUCUGGAGAGGUAUCAGCAUGUGUCUGAGGCCACGCACAUCACCGACCACAAGGUGGAGUUCCUGAAGAAGUGCUGGGAGCUGCCCUACUAUGGCAGCGUGUUCUUUAAGGGACAGAUCGAGCGCCCCUGUAACAGCAUGAUCAUGAGGGAGAUGCCAGACAGACCCGUCCAUGUAGCUGUUAACAGGGAGAUGGUGCACAUUGUGGACUUGGAGAAGAAGGCCAUUCUGCUGGGCCUUGCGUACGAUGAGCUGUCGUGGGAGUACACAGAGCCAUCGGUGGACCGGCCUAAUGGCUUCCCCUGUCUGUGGCUGGAGUUUGAUGCUGAAGAAGACAGCAAGAAGGUCAACAAACUCCUGCAGAUCUUCUCCAAACAGGCUGUAAUGAUGGAUGCCAUGAUAGAUGUUUGUGUGGAGGAUCUCAACAGGCGAGACAUCAACACCUCAGGAGCUCUACCCUCCCAGUUGAUGAGCCGACAGGUCAGUGUGAAGCCAUCCCUGACCAACAGAUUUGACCGUCUCAGCCUCUCUACAUUCAAUGAUGAAGGGGAAAGGAUCUCCAGCUCAGCUGCUGUGAAGAGACAGUUCUCUCUCAGUAACCCCUUCAGACGACCGUCCAAGUACCACCACCCCAGCAGAGACAUGCCCCACAUUGUCCGUCACUAGAACGCCUCUCUACCGGCAUUGCGUCCCAGUAGUCACUGUUGUGUACUUUCAGUUGUUGAUGUUGCUUCAAGGCUGAGAGUCAAGUAAACAGCCACAGAGCUGCUGUCAGAAAGCCUGUUGAGGCAUGGCUGAUCUUGAAUCAGCUCUAGAGAAUGAGGAGAAAGUGUGGACAUCUCAUGAGAAUGUCCCACUAUCUAACGACAGAUAUAUGAGUUUCUUAGCCAAUGGUGGUGAAGUCUACUGAUUCACAGCACUAUCAGUGUAAGAACACCAGGCAAAUGGCUCAUGUUUCUUUUCUCUAUCUUCAUUUCAAUUCAUAGCACUGUGAAAUGAUGACUUAAGAAUAAGUGUAACAGUGAAAUAUUUGAUGUCAUACACAGAGAAUAGCAUGGAAAGUGCAGCUGAGACUACAGUCAUUUAUUUGGAAAGUAGUAAGUAGCUGAUAGUGAAGAGUUACCCUAAUGUUUAGUGUUACACAAAGUAGGUGAUCAAGAUAAAAUGCUUGAAUUAAAAGAAAAUUAGGACAACAAAAAUUUGAGGACUUAAUGAAAAUAAUAACCAGUAAUCAUUAAUCAAGAUCAUGAAAUUGUACAUAAAAUAUUAAAUUUGAUGUAAAUAUUGAAAGAGGGUUGGCAAACAGGAACUUGUACUUUUGGGUGUAAAAUGUACAGAAUGGACAAUAUAUGUCAUACAUGCUGAGGUGAGAUGUACAAAAUGAAUGUUUGUAGUAGUAAAGAUUGGGCUGAGCAGCCAGUGGAUAGUGCUGUUGGUUUUUGACUAAGAAAGGUAUAAGUACUUAAAGUGUGGUUGUUAUUGAGGUCUGACUUUAAUCAGAAAGGCUGGUCAAUAUAGAUAUGAAGCCUCUACACAAAGCUUCUACAUAUACAUGUACAUUAAUCAACGAUUUAUUGGUGCCAUUAUUACCUUGCUAAUAUCAGAGUCUCAGAGAUUUAAGUCUGGUGCACUCGCUGUAAGGUAAAUCAAUGCCUGUGUGCUUUUCUUCAUAAAUUUUUGCUUUUAUUUCUUUUGAUAUAUGAUAUCCAUUUUAUGUGUACAAGAACAUUGUCUUCUUGGAAAGUAAGUAAGAAGGGCUUUCCAACUGUAUAGCUAAGUGUUGAUAAAUGCAGUGUAUAGAUAUUAUGUAUAGCUACGUGUAGUAAGCAUCUACGUGUGUGUGCGUAUCGAAUUAUCACUGCCAUUAUUUUCUUGUUGCAACAAAAAUUUUACAUCUUUACUUUGUAUUUUUUACAGUCAGCAAACUCCCCUAAAUACUUUUACUUUUUUGCCCUAUGAGCCUGUUUAUAAAUUAUUAAUGGGCUGUUUUGUGAUGGUUUUAAACACUGUCGGAAGUCUCGGUACACUGCCACUGUCCAGAAGCUACAAGUUGUUGUCCCCCAUUGCCUUGUUACUUGUAUACUUUACUUUAAAUUGGUUAUGAGUAGAGACAAUGGAUUGACUUAAAAAGUCUAGAUAGUAAGUAUGAUACUCUACAUGAACUAACAUCAUUCUGCCAACAGUAUCAUUGAUCAGAAUUGGUAUAUGUAACUGUAGUCUACAUGUAUCAAAGUUUUAUUUUUAUUGGUGGAAGGAGAGGACAUAAGAACUAAUAUGAAUGUUACAGGCAAUGUUAUGAAUAAGACAGAAACAGAAAGGCCAAAAUAUGGUAUCUCAAAGUUUGUAACAUUACAUUGUAAUGACCAUGCAUGAACGUGUCAUAAUGCUUUCACUUUCAGAGUGCAAAGGCAGAUGUUACAAAUUGAUUACUCUACAGUGCUAUAAGCAAUAACAGUUGUAUAUAGUAUCAGCCUGUACAAAAUGUAUCGUCGUUGACUUGUUAGCGAUUUGAAUACAUCAAUCCAUGCAUCUAUACAAAAUGUAUUGCAUAGUAAAUAAAAAUAUUCAGGCAUGA
This is a messenger RNA of Branchiostoma floridae (Florida lancelet), 3503 nucleotides long. Its product is annotated as FERM domain-containing protein 8-like. NCBI's taxonomy places the organism in Eukaryota, Metazoa, Chordata, Leptocardii, Amphioxiformes, Branchiostomatidae. The record is from RefSeq and is a predicted model, not a curated record. The transcript has 11 exons. Gene Ontology annotation, biological process: negative regulation of canonical Wnt signaling pathway. Gene Ontology annotation, cellular component: cytoskeleton; plasma membrane. Bases 161 to 1594 code for a protein of 477 amino acids.